Budorcas taxicolor (takin) is the source of this 6946-nucleotide messenger RNA. RefSeq names its product phosphatidylinositol transfer protein membrane associated 2 (gene PITPNM2). The record is from RefSeq and is a predicted model, not a curated record. Gene Ontology annotation, cellular component: cytoplasm. The transcript has 27 exons. NCBI's taxonomy places the organism in Eukaryota, Metazoa, Chordata, Mammalia, Artiodactyla, Bovidae. Gene Ontology annotation, molecular function: metal ion binding; phosphatidylcholine binding; phosphatidylcholine intramembrane carrier activity. Gene Ontology annotation, biological process: phospholipid transport. Bases 244 to 4344 code for a protein of 1366 amino acids.
GUGAGGCGGCGGCGGCCCAGCGCGGCCGAAGAGGACGGAGCAGCGCCGUGCAGAGCGGGGAUGCUGGCUAGGCUGUCCUGGUGCCUGAUACCCUUCUGUGGGCCUCGAGAGUAGGACAUCGGCGCUGCCUUCCCAUGCAGACCCACAGGGGUCCUUGGUGAAUUUUGUCAUGGUUAUUUAAGGAACCUCGUCUAGAAGUCCCAACGCGCAGUUCCCCAUCGACGGGAAGGCUUGGACUCCAAGAUGAUUAUAAAGGAAUAUCGGAUUCCUCUGCCGAUGACCGUGGAGGAGUACCGCAUCGCCCAGCUGUACAUGAUACAGAAGAAGAGCCGGAACGAGACGCACGGCGAAGGCAGCGGCGUGGAGAUCCUGGAGAACCGGCCGUACACAGACGGCCCCGGUGGCUCCGGGCAAUACACGCACAAGGUGUACCAUGUGGGCAUGCACAUCCCCAGCUGGUUCCGCUCCAUCCUGCCCAAGGCAGCCCUGCGGGUGGUGGAGGAGUCCUGGAACGCCUACCCCUACACUCGAACCAGGUUCACUUGCCCUUUUGUGGAGAAAUUCUCCAUCGACAUCGAGACCUUUUAUAAAACCGAUGCUGGAGAAAACCCCAACGUUUUCAGCCUGUCUCCUGUGGAAAAGAACCAGCUGACAAUCGAUUUCAUCGACAUUGUCAAGGACCCCGUGCCCCCCAAUGAGUAUAAGACGGAAGAGGACCCCAAGCUGUUCCACUCGACCAAGACCCAGCGGGGGCCCCUGUCAGAGAACUGGAUCGAGGAGCACAGGCAGCAGGCGUUCCCCAUCAUGUGCGCCUACAAGCUCUGCAAGGUGGAGUUCCGCUACUGGGGCAUGCAGUCCAAGAUCGAGAGGUUCAUCCACGACACGGGCCUGCGGAAGGUGAUGGUGAGGGCCCACCGGCAGGCCUGGUGUUGGCAGGAUGAAUGGUACGGGCUGAACAUGGACAACAUCCGGGAGCUGGAAAAGGAGGCCCAGCUCAUGCUGUCCCGCAAGAUGGCCCAGUUCAAUGAGGAGGACAAAGGGGCCGCGGAGCUGGCCAAGAAUGAGGCUGCCCAGGACCAGGCCUCUGGGGAGCCCUCCCAGCCCAGCAGCAGCGGUGGGGAGCCCCUGGCGGGCAGGGGUCUGAAGAAGCAGUGGUCCACAUCCUCCAAGUCAUCUCGGUCAUCCAAGCGGGGAGCGAGUCCUUCCCGUCACAGCAUCUCGGAGUGGAGGAUGCAGAGUAUCGCCCGGGACUCAGACGAGAGCUCGGACGACGAGUUCUUCGAUGCUCAUGAGGACCUGUCUGACUCAGAGGAAAUGUUCCCCAAGGACAUCACCAAGUGGAACUCCAAUGAUCUCAUGGACAAAAUCGAAAGCCCUGAGCCAGAGGACUCACAGGAUGGUCUGUACCGCCAGAGCACCCCCGAGUUCAGGGUGGCCUCCAGCGUGGAGCAGCUGAACAUCAUCGAGGACGAGGUCAGCCCUCCGCUGGCUGCACCGCCCUCCAAAAUCCAUGUGCUGCUGCUGCUGUUGCACGGAGGCACCAUCCUGGACACGGGUGCCGGGGACCCCAGCUCGAAGCAGGGAGACGCCAACACCAUCUCCACUGUGUUCGACACCGUCAUGCGCGUGCACUACCCCAGUGCCCUGGGCCACCUCGCCAUCCGCCUGGUGCCCUGCCCGCCCAUCUGCUCUGAUGCCUUCGCCCUCGUCUCCGACCUCACCCCCUACAGCCAUGACGAAGGCUGUCUGUCCAGCAGCCAGGACCACAUCCCCUUGGCUGCCCUGCCCCUGCUGGCAACCUCCUCACCCCAGUACCAGGAGGCCGUUGCCACAGUGAUUCAGCGAGCCAACCUUGCCUAUGGGGACUUCAUCAAGUCCCAGGAGGGCGUGACCUUCAACGGGCAGGUCUGCCUGAUCGGGGACUGUGUCGGAGGUAUCCUGGCGUUCGAUGCCUUAUGCUACAGCAACCAGCCGGUGUCUGAGAGUCAGAGCAGCAGCCGCCGGGGCAGUGUGGCCAGCGUGCAGGACGCUGACUUGCUGUCCCCCGGCUCGACGGUCAAUGCGGCACAUGGCAGCAACCUGGAGAGCAGCCGGCAUCUGAGCCGCAGCAACAUCGACAUCCCCCGGAGCAACGGCGCUGAAGACCCCAAACGGCAGCUACCCCGCAAGAGGAGUGACUCGUCCACCUAUGAGCUGGACACCAUCCAGCAGCACCAGGCCUUCCUGUCCAGCCUCCAUGCCAGCGUGCUGAGGAACGAGCCCAGCUCCCGCCGCUCGAGCAGCUCCACCAUGCUGGAUGGUGCAGGGGCCGUGGGCAAGUUCGACUUUGAGGUCGCUGACCUCUUCCUUUUCGGGUGCCCCCUGGGGCUGGUCCUUGCCUUGAGGAAGACGGUCAUCCCCUCACUGGAUGUUUUCCAGCUGCGGCCCGCCUGCCAGCAAGUCUACAACCUCUUCCACCCCGCUGACCCGUCGGCCUCGCGCCUGGAGCCGCUGCUGGAGCGGCGAUUCCACGCCCUGCCGCCUUUCAGCAUCCCCCGCUACCAGCGCUACCCGCUGGGGGACGGCUGCUCCACGCUGCUGGUCGAGACCGUGCAGAGAAACCCCGAGCUGGUCUUGGAGGGCGGCCCCCUGGCCCCUCUCCCUCCCAGGGACGGCUUCCUGGAAACCAGUAUCCCCGUGCCCGCGCUCACCUCGCAAGACGGGCCCCGCCCGGGCUGCGCUGAGUCAGAGGCACUCCAGGCCCACAACACGGUCUUCCAAGAGCACGCGGCCCCCUCCUCACCUGGCUCAGCCCCCAGCACCCGAGGUUUCCGCCGGGCCAGCGAGAUCAGCAUCGCCAGCCAGGUGUCAGGCAUGGCUGAGAGCUACACGGCAUCUGGCAUCGCCCAGAAGGCCCCAGCUCCACUCAGCCACACCCCCAGCGUCAGGCGCCUGUCCCUACUUGCCCUCCCCCAUCCAGCCCCCUCCACCCUGGGCAAACGGGAGAGGGCCCCUCGCCUCCCCGACUUGGACAUCCGUGAAGUUGCUGCGAAGUGGUGGGGCCAGAAGCGGAUCGACUAUGCCCUGUACUGCCCCGACGCCCUGACGGCCUUCCCCACCGUGGCCCUGCCCCACCUCUUCCACGCCAGCUACUGGGAGUCAACGGAUGUGGUCUCCUUCCUGCUGAGACAGGUCAUGAGGCACGACAACUCCAGCAUCUUGGAGUUGGACGGCAAGGAGGUCUCGGUGUUCACCCCCUCGAAGCCGAGAGAGAAGUGGCAGCGCAAGAGGACCCACGUGAAGCUUCGGAAUGUGACAGCCAACCACCGGAUCAAUGACGCGGUCGCCAAUGAAGAUGGCCCACAGGUCUUGACGGGCCGGUUCAUGUACGGGCCCCUGGACAUGGUCACCCUGACCGGGGAGAAGGUGGACGUCCACAUCAUGAUGCAGCCGCCCUCAGGUGAGUGGCUGUACCUGGACACGCUGGUGACCAACAGCAGUGGGCGUGUCUCCUACACCAUCCCUGAGACCCAUCGCCUAGGUGUGGGUGUCUACCCCAUCAAGAUGGUGGUCAGGGGAGACCACACGUUUGCUGACAGCUACAUCACCGUGCUGCCCAAGGGCACGGAGUUCGUGGUUUUCAGCAUCGAUGGCUCCUUUGCUGCCAGCGUGUCCAUCAUGGGCAGCGACCCCAAAGUGCGGGCUGGGGCUGUGGACGUGGUGCGGCACUGGCAGGACCUGGGCUACCUCAUCAUCUACGUGACUGGCCGGCCUGACAUGCAGAAGCAGCGGGUGGUAGCGUGGUUGGCUCAGCACAACUUCCCCCACGGCGUGGUGUCCUUCUGUGACGGCCUGGUGCACGACCCGCUGCGGCACAAGGCCAACUUCCUGAAGCUGCUCAUCUCCGAGCUGCACCUGCGCGUGCACGCGGCCUACGGCUCCACCAAGGACGUGGCGGUCUACAGCUCCAUCAGCCUGUCCCCCAUGCAGAUCUACAUCGUGGGCCGGCCCACCAAGAAGCUGCAGCAGCAGUGCCAGUUCAUCACCGAUGGCUACGCGGCCCACUUGGCUCAGCUCAAGUACAACCACCGGGCGCGGCCAGCCCGCAACGCGGCCACCCGCAUGGCGCUGCGCAAGGGCAGCUUCGGCCUGCCGGGCCAAGGCGACUUCCUGCGCUCCCGGAACCACCUGCUCCGCACCAUUUCGGCCCAGCCCAGCGGCCCCGGCCCCCGGCCGCACGAGCGGACGCAGAGCCAGGCGGACAGCGAGCAGCGGGGACAGCGCAGCAUGAGCAUGGCGGCCGGCUGCUGGGGCCGCACCUUGGCCGGCCGGCCAGAGCCCGGCGCAGCCGCGGGCCCCAAGUAGGGCACCGGGAGUGAGGCGCUGUGGUCUCCAUGGUGCUAGGCCAGGGCGGCCCGCCCUGCCAGGAGGCCUGGCCUGGGCACUUACGGUCGGCUGGGGCAAAGCUCGUCCCAGGGCCCGGCAGAGGACACGGGCUGUGCCAGACACAGCCCUCCCAACCCAACCUCACACUUUAGGGUUUGCGGGGUUCCAGCUAGUCGUGGAAGUUGGCAGGACGACCAUCCCUGGGAAGACCCGGGGACCAGGACUCCCAACGUGGACUGGCCAGGAGGCGCUCCUGGACGCUUGCCCUGCAUUGACGUCCCGCAUUCUGAUGCCAGGCCUGGGCACCUCCCAUCCAUUUGCUCGCCCUGACCCCCAGGUCCCCUCCCACUUGGUAGCAGCUGCAACAGGGGGACAGCCUGCUUCUUGUUGACUCGAGUUACUCAACUGACCUCACUGGUUUUGCACUGAUUUUUGAGAGUGGAGAUUCAUCACCAUCUCCUAUGGCUACAGACUCAUGGACAUGCAUGAAAAUUCAUCGUUUGCCCAUCCAAGACCUGCCACCUCACAGAAGGCUCCAGGGCGGAGAAUCCUUGUACAAAUAGGAGAGAAAGGCCAUAUCAUAAUUUCUGCCGCCCUGCCUGGCCCAUGAACCCAUGGCAGCCCCAGACCCCAGCCUCUUCCACCUGCCCCACCUGGAGCCCAGUUCAGCCGUGGGCCUGGAGCCAUCUCUGCCCUGGGCACAGGUCAGGCUGCCAGGUCAGUCGGUGAAGCCAAGUGGCUCCUGAGAAGCCUCGCCUGGGGCUGCGGGGCCUGGACAGGCCUGGCCUCUUCUCCUCGCCUGCCAUCAGCCAAGGCUCCACGCCUCGGCCCUCCCUUCCGCGUUUCUACACCUUUCUACUUCUCCAAUCUGAUUUCUAUGAGGUUUUUUUAAACGAGCAAUCCUUGGCUGCUUCCUUUUCUUAACUCUUUCUGUACCAGACGCAGCCCCUCCACAUGAAAACACCCAGCACUGUGACGGAGUCCAGCCUGGUUCUGGGUCCCAGGGCCCUGUCCGCUGCCCAGGCAGCGGGGCGUGGCCUCUCUGCCUCACCGGAGCCCCGUUAAUUCCACAGAAUUUCUACUCUGGGGUGAAUGGGGCACACCCUUAGUUUUUUUUUUUUUUAAUGCCAAUUCCGUUUCAAUGCUGAAUCUAAGAAGCCACAACUUGCUUAGUUAGCUUAAGGGCAGGCAGCCAUGACUACAUUUCCCACCUGGUAAGGACCAUGCUGUCCUGUGCGCUGGGUCUGAGCAUCAGCCCUCCCUCCCCAGAACUGACCGCCAUCUCAGCUGUGGCCUUGGCUCCAGGCGGCCCCUCUGCUGCUCCUCCACCCGCUUCAUGACAGGGGAGCCUGCCAGGCCUUAGCCAGCCGUCCAACAUCCAGGCUCCUUCUGUGAGAAGCGGCUGCCAACCUGGAUACAGCCUCGGGGCCUCAUGGGCUGGGAUGGUGAGGCACGCAGACGGAUGUUAACAUUUUCCCGUGUGUAGAUAUGUACAGCCAAAGGGUCAUGUAAAUGUUCUGCAAAAGUGGGUCUGUACAGAGUGAAAGCUAUUUAUUUUGUGCAGAGAAAAAUGUCUGGAGGGAUGGGACCUUCAGGAUUUAUUAAUAUUUAAGAUGUAGCUUUUUGUUUCCGGCAUUAUGUAUAAAGCGACGAUUAUUUUAUGGACCAAGUUUUAAUGUAACUGUUGCAGUGAAAGUGCAAUAUCUAACCCCCUGCUCCCAGCAGGAAACACUCGGCCCGACAAUCACAGCCCCAGCCAGGGGCCCCGUGGCCAGUGCCUCCUCCUGUCGGUCCCACCUCACCCCAUCUCGCCUGUCGCCUCGGUGAGCAGCCAUCCGGAUGGAGGAGCACCUGCAAGAGUCUCGGCCCGCCUGCAAUAAAGGCCUGGAGGCCGCCAGCCCCAGGAGCCUGGGUGGGCAGUGAGCUCGGCCUCUCCCAGUGGGCCGCUGCCCCACAGCUCCGAGCUCCCCGCCUGCCUACCCAGCUGCCAGCCAUGCCAAGGACAACAGCAAUAGUCUGGGCCUCUCCCAGCGGCCCUCAGCCAUAGAUGGUGAGGUGGGCAGCCCACCCUCCCCGUGGACGUCUCUCUUCUAUAUCCAGGUCGGCUUCCUGCCUCCCUUCAGAUUCCUCUUGGCACAUUAUCCUCUUAAGGAAGCACCAGUUUUUCAGAAACUAAGAGAGGGAGGACAGAGUCCUUUAAAAAUACCAAAAAUGUUUACAGCAUUGGGUGCUGAGCUGCAGGGCUCAGGCCCGACCAGUCAUAACCAAAGGGUGAGGCAGGCCUUGCUGACUGCCACCCCACCCCAGGCCUGUUAGAGUAGAAGCCUUAGUCCCAGCCCCCCCACCCCCAGGACUGAGCCUCAGCCCGCCACUCCCAGACCCCACCACCUGCCUUCUCUUUGAUUUCUAAAGAGGGAUUCUGCAGAGACCCCAUGCCCCCUUCCCAGCUCGGUCUGAACCGCCUGCCUGCCCACCUGCCAUGUUGCAGCCUUCACGUCUCAACCCGUCUGUCUGUCUUGUCUGUCUGGGCCGCCUGUGAGCAGUGUCCCGACGUAUCCCCGCCCGCCCUUGCUGUCCCUGC